GAACUCACUGUAUGUAGAUAUGGGAGUCGACUCUCAGAGAACCGAUUCGUUCUUGAAUGACUCGUGGGUUCGGAUCAGCCACACCACACACACAGACACACACCGUGUCUCGUGAACGGUUUAACUGCUUCCUGCUUCUUAUUAAUUCCAGAUUAAAAGGUCCGUAAUGGCAGGAUGCAUCAAUCAAGGAAACGUGAAGUUUUCAAACAUCUUCCGUAAGGAGACCAGCAGGUACAGGGACCUGACCCAGGAUCAGGAUCAGGAUCAGAUCAUCGAUGGUCAUGAGAUCUCAGUGGAGCUGAAGUCCUCGUCCGAGGGAGGAGAGGAAAUGGACGGAUCUUUCGCUCAGAGACAGCGUAAACCGAACAGGAAAUGGAGCAAAGUGGCCAAGAUUGCGCUCAUCGUUAUCUUCUUCUUUAUUACUGGUUACCUUAUUGGUUAUGUGACGCCCCACAACCCUGACGUCACCGUGAACACCACAGACUCCAUGGAGACUUCAAUCUCUGCUACUGAAGUCGCUGACGAAGAGCCGGAGUCUGAACUGAAGGACAACGAGCCCUCUCAGAGCUUUGCGGACUGGAGCAGUGUCAGGGUCGCGCUGAGAGAGAAACUCACAACUGCAAACUUCCACAAAUCCUUACAGGAGUUUUCCUCUCCGAACCAUCAGGCCGGCAGUGAGGGAGAUCACGACCUGGCGGAGAAGGUGUUGGCGAAGUUCAGGAAUCUGGGCAUGGACACGUGGAUGGAUGUGCACUACGUGAAGCUGCAGGUGCCGUCCGGGGAGAACAAAGUGUCGAUGGAGGCUGAGGAGAUAGGAAGACCAAAAGGGUAUUUAGCGUACAGCGCAACGGGAACCAAACAGGGAAAGGUGGUGUACGCUAACUACGGCCGAAGAGAAGAUCUGGAGAACCUUCAGAACCAGAGACUGAACCUGACGGAGAACAUCGCUCUGGUGAGAGCUGGAAAGAUCAGCCUGGCUGAGAAGGUCGCGAACGCCGCACGCUUUGGUCUAGCUGCGGUUCUGAUCUAUCGGGAGCCGAACAAUGAGGGCGAACUCAACGCAGAGUUCUUCGGCCAGGUUCACCUCGGAACUGGAGAUCCUUACACUCCGGGGUUUCCUUCCUUCAACCACACCCAGUUCCCUCCUUCUAAAUCCUCCGGUCUCCCCGAGAUUCUGGCUCAGACCGUCACCGCGGAAAUGGCUCGCAAAAUCCAUCUGAAGAUGGGAGGAAAGGACGCGCCCAAAGAGUUUGCAGGAACGCUGCCGGGCGUCUCUAAAUACAUGCUGGGAGGAGAGACGGACGUCACCGUGACGAUUAAUAACGUCCUCGCCGACACCAAGAUUUUCAACAUUUUUGGAGUCAUUAAAGGCUUCAUGGAUCCAGAUCGCUACGUGGUGCUCGGCGCUCAGAGAGACGCGUUCAGCCAUGGGUUCGCCAAGUCCACCGUUGGCACGGCGCUGCUGGUGGAGCUCGCCACCGCCGUCAGGGACAUGAUGAAAGAUGGAUUUAAGCCGAGGAGGAGCAUCGUGUUCGCCAGCUGGAGUGCUGGAGAUUUCGGCAGCGUCGGUUCUACAGAAUGGCUUGAGGGUUAUAUCUCCUCUCUCAACCUCCGAGCCUUCACCUACAUCAGCCUGGACUCCACCGUGUCUGGUAUAAAGCAGUUCAAAGCCUCCUCCAGUCCUCUGUUACACAAACUCCUGAAGAACACAAUGGAUGAGGUGAAGAGUCCUCUGCAUGUGAGUAGAUCCAUCUCUGAGGAUUUCGCUGGCUCUAAAUGGGAGCAGUCAGUUCUGGAGCCCAUGAGGAUGGACGACGGAGCGUAUCCUUUCCUGGCCUUCUCUGGAAUUCCCUCCGUCUCCUUCCGCUUCGUCUCAGACAGCGACUUUUCUGGAACAGAUCUGGACACCAGAGAAAAUCUUGACGCGGCCACCGAGCAGAAGCUUCUGGAAGUCUGUGUGUCUGCAGCUCGGUUUGCGGGACAGAUGGCGCUCCGGCUCGUCCACGAUCACAUCCUCAAUCUGGACGUAGAUGAGUACACGCGCAUCAUCAGGAAGAACGUGCGUGGGAUCGGAAAGCAGAUCAAACAAGUUGCAGCAAUUAAUUCUAACGCAUCCUUUGCGCUGAAAGAUUUCUGGCUGUCCUCCGUGAUUGGAUCAUAUUCUCGUGCCGCUUUGGCUCUGCACAACGAGAUUAAGAACAGUGACCUGGACGUCGCAGAGACGUGCCGCAACAUCAACGACCGCAUCAUGAGGGUGGAGCACAACCUUCUGUCUCCGUACGUCUCCCCGAGAGACGUCCCGUUCCGUCACAUCAUCUUCGGCUUGGGUGAUUACAGCAUCAGCGCUCUGCUCGAGCACCUCGGAUCUCUGACGCAGCAGGCUGUGGGUUCUGACGCCGAUCUGUUCCGGAACCAGUUUGCGCUGAUUACCUGGACCAUCCAGAGCUGCGCUAACGACCUAGCGGGAAACGUCUGGGCUCUGGACAACCUCAUCUGAUCAUCAGUGGCUCUGCCUCGAGGCGCGGUCUGAUCCAGCAGCACGAACCAACAAAACGUUACAGUAACGGUCCACUUUUAAGUGAAAUAUAAUUUAAAUAAAUCACACCUACGGUAUUAUUACAGGUUUGGCUAAUAAUCUAAUGCUAAUGUUAUAAAGAUGAUUGAUUAGAUAAUUAACCCGACAUUUACAUUGAGGUUUAGUCGAUAAUCAUUUAUUGCUGGACGAUGUGAUACCAAAAUGAUAUUGCGAUAUAUACCUCAAAUGCCGUAGUUUAUCAUCAGCUGCUUGAGAACACACUGAAACAAAUCCAUGGUUAACCUGAUUUGUUGUUUGUUACAUUUGGUUUCCCAAUUUAUAAUUUUUUUUUAUUGUGAAUGAUUCCAAGUAUUGCAAUAUGAUAUUUGUUGCCAUAUCGUCCAGCCUUAGCGUCAUGUAUUUAUUUCCGUUAUUACUAAAUCCUGCUGAAUUUCUUUACUUGAUUUAAUUUCGGUCGUUGUAGGUCAAAUAAUCUAAUAAUUGGCAGGAAUUUUACGUUUGUAGUAGUAAUAACAGUAUUAAUAUUAUGCUAUAUAUAUAUAUAUAUAUAUAUAUAUAUAUAUAUAUAUAUAUAUAUAUAUAUAUAUAUAUAUAUUAUAUUAUAAAUAUAAAACAAUAUUUAUAAUCAGCAAAAAUAACCUGUUAAGCACACAGUUUGGAACGCGUGUACUUGUUUCUCAGGUUCUGACUUGAUGUUUGGUUUAAACCUGGACAGCUCCAUCGUGUCCUGACGCAUCAGAAUUAAAAAGCUAAUCCGAUAUUUCAUUCUGCUUUGUUCACUAGCACUCAGGUCGAAAUUCCAAUCUAAAUCCCUCGCAGGGGGAAAAAGCACUGCUUUCGGAUGAUCUGACUUGUGAUUUCGACCCAUUUUGCACGGAGAGAAAUGUGUUUUGUUUGUCAUUAUUUAUUUAUCAGUGACAGUGUUCACUAUAAACGUGUUUUUUUUUACAUUAUCGGAAGCAGUGCCUUCCAUAAUUGUGACGGUUAUACUGUCAAUUUAUAAAAGCAGCAUCUGCUCUGAGGAAUCCGUGUUACCAAACAAGCCGUCAGCAGAAAUCAGCGCAUGCUCAUCAUCUUCCACAGCGUGUAGGAACUCGUCCAUGUGACAGAAAGCUGCUGUUAAAAUUGUAGUUUAACGACAAAGAUUCUGGAUAUUUGGCGUUGUUCUUUGUCGCAGCAGUUUUGUUACAAAAAUUAGCGAUUUGGCGGAAAUGCUCUCGGCGUGUGCUGACGUAAAAUGACUAUCGUGUGAUUAUAUUAACUUUAAAAAUUAUCACAAAUUUUAUUCUGGAUUCGACUGGACUUCUCUUCAGCUAAAUUGCUCUAAAAUAUUGUGAUUUUAUACCAUAGUGUUGGACAGAGCGGAAGGUGUCGAUUAAUUUUCUAUAACAGCAGAUCUGACGGUUCUGAUCUUGAAUAUUCUAAUCUUUCUUGUUACUAAUGUGUGUGCCUGAAAUCCCCUUAAAGUAUAUUUCAAACAGUUACGAUGAUGGUAAUUCCACAUAAAUCCUCGAAAUGCUCAGCCACACGCUCUAAGGAGAAAUCUCGGACUGACGCGCAGCAACAAACUUCCCCCGCCACCUAGUGACAGAGUAAUAAGAAUCAACUUUGCAGGGGUGUCCGUAACUUCUCUUCAUCACCUGGUCUGUUUAAUUCUCAGCACAUGCCCGUUAUCAUAGCCGAGCGUGUAGUGAUUUCUGUGACGAAGCUUGUAUAUUUUGGAACAUAUUUCUCAUUCUGAAACAUUAUCGGGAGCAGUGUCUUCCAUAAUGCACUGUGUGAAGGUAGUUUUUGUCUACCAGUGUGUAUUUAUCGGGGGCAGUGUCCCUCAUAUUUCACUGUAGGGUGGAGUCAAUUAUCGGGAACAGUGUUUCCCAUAGUUUUUUACAUAUUUAUGUUCACGUUCUGCUGUAUUUGUGUGACUUUUUUGUGCUGUGUGUGUGUGUGUGUGUGUGUAAUCUCUGAAGAAAUAUCAGCAUUUCUCCUGUGGCACUUUUCAGCUGGUCAGCAUGGGUUUACGUUAUGAACUGAUAAAUGUUUAAAAUCAUUCCAGUUUCAUUAUCAGUGAUCACCAGGAGAAAUGUGUACACGGAUAUUUGCAUUUAGUGGCUGUGCUAUUUUUUACAUUUAUUAUUUAUUUUUUUUCAAGCUUUUUAGUUUCCAGAGUGUGUCUCUUAAGGGUGCUUUCACACCUAUUGAGCCGUGUGUCGAGUCUGAAUCAGAGUGAAAUUGAUUCUUUUGAUUCGUUUGCUACAGUGUUGGGGUUGAUGUGCUUUUCAUUUUUGUUAAACAAAUAAAAACAAAUAACCGUUGUUUGAGGGGUGUGUAGGGUGAAAGCUUGUUAUUUGGAUAAGAAAUACAGUUACAGAUCAUUAUUAAAUAAUUAAAUAAUGAAAUAAAUGAGUAGUUUAAAAUGUUUUGAAUGGGUUUUCUCCAGAUCUUCAGAGCACACCCGUUUCUGCAGCGCUACAGCUCUGCGCUUUCGUUCCAUUCAGCUGCUUGCAAAAAUCUACACAAAAACGCUGCGACUCAAAACACACGACUUGUUUGAUUCAGAAUCGAAUCACUUUCCCCACUGCACUAGAGUUCACACGACACGCUGCAGAUGUGAAAGCACACUUAAUAUACCACUUCUUCAUUUCAGUGGUUGUGCAGAAGAAAUCCGCUGUAGUUUAAUCCGGGUUUGUUAAAAGCAGCUUCUUCUUUUAGGCGGAAACGAUUCCCUCUCUCACCCUUCUCUCUCUCUCUCUCUCUCUCUCUCUCACCCUCUCCCUCUCUCAGCUUAAACAUUUCUGAAAGCAUGACGCAGCUCUUAGAAGCAGUACUAGGGAAAUUUUGAGAAUUUAUUUGCAUGCAUUAGUUUAAUUAAUUUGGACAAUACAUUAUAAGAUUGUGAUUAGAUAUGAAUUAAUAAUCUCUUCACACUAUGGCUUUAAAUAAGAAAAUUAAAUGGCUUCCAAAAAGAGCAGAAAUGUUCAUAUGUCGCGCUUCUUUACACUGUUGAUGUAAGCUGUCUCUUUUGAGCUCAGUAAGUGAGGACUGUGGAUAUAUUCCGUUAUGAAUUCUACACUCUUAUUAAAGGGGUUCUGAAAGGAAAACACUGUUGCAGGGUUUAACAUGGAACCUUUGGGGCUUAAACACUGGGGCUUAAACAUUGUAAGGUGAUGGAUGAAUCUUUCUUUUUCUUUUGGAAGAGUGUAUGAAUUGGAAAUGUUUGUCUGAUCUUUCUGUGUUCUUUUUUUUCCCGUCCAAUAAAUGUGUUCUUGCGUUUAA
Messenger RNA from Ictalurus punctatus (channel catfish), 5809 nucleotides. RefSeq names its product transferrin receptor 1b (gene tfr1b). The transcript is spliced from 19 exons. The coding region runs from base 167 to 2497 and encodes 776 amino acids. Lineage: Eukaryota; Metazoa; Chordata; Actinopteri; Siluriformes; Ictaluridae. Gene Ontology annotation, biological process: intracellular iron ion homeostasis; iron ion transport. Gene Ontology annotation, cellular component: external side of plasma membrane. The record is from RefSeq and is a predicted model, not a curated record.